UAUAAUAUUAAAAUAUAUAUUACAGAAAUACCCGAUGUGAUAGACGCUCGUAAGCGGGGUAACAACACUAACUUUUUAUCUUCAUGUAGAUCGUAUCCAAGCCAAUUAAAUGGCAACUAAGGCUUAUUGACAGGACGUGAACAAGGUAUAGUGCGCAUUACUGAAACGCCUUGAGCAAAAACUUUCCCCGCCAAGCUAUGAAAUAUUCACGUUCAAGCCUGAAUCUAAAUCCAAAACGAACCUGUGAAAUUGGGUCCAACUCUGACAUAACGUACUCACCUAUAUUGCUGUAACUACAUUUGUGCUGCAAUUUUAAGCUGCAGAUGUUUGGAAUGUGGUUAAAACUGCAUCAACAAAUUAAGUUUACUGCAUUGCUAUCUUGUUACAUGGGGAUGAAGACAAAGGUUAUAUUCUUAUUUGGUAUACUGACGACAGCCAAUGUUGUAAAUUGUUUUACAAUUGCAAAUGAUGGCAUUACAACAUGCAAAAACAUGGCAAGGGAUCAUCAGGGUCAAUCAUUCGAAAUCCACUGCCCGGCGGGUUGCGAUGCGUUCACGAACAGGCUCUGGGGAACAACAGUAUACACAGACGACUCAUACAUCUGCGCAGCAGCAAUCCAUGAAGGAAAGUUGACAGUUGAUGGAGGCUAUGUAAAAGUAUGGAAAUCUGGCUCAAGGAGCGCUUACUCUAGUACCACAAAAAAUGGAAUCACCUCAAAAAGCUAUGGGUAUUGGAGAGGAUCUUUUCAUUUUACUGACUCACCAAAAGUUGAACUUGAAGAAACAGUUCUGUGCACAAAACAGGCAAAUAGCAACAAUCAAAAUCAUUUCGUUGCAACUUGUCCGAGCGGAUGCGACUCACACACCUCCAGAUUGUGGGGAACUAUAGUUUACACAGAUGAUUCUUACAUUUGUGCAGCAGCAAUUCACGCCGGAGUGAUUGAAGCUACUAAUGGGGGUGACGUUACAGUUUGGAAAUCUAAUGGAAGAAGCAGUUACUCUGGAACAUCUAGAAAUGGAAUCACUUCAAAAAGUUAUGGAAGUUGGGGUGGCUCGUUUCAAUUUACUGAUUCCAGAAACAAUCAGCAAGCAACAUCUUGCACCAUACAAGCAAAUAACUAUGAUGAAAAUCAUUUCACUGUUGUUUGUCCCAGUGGAUGUGAUUCACAUGUUUCCAGAUUAUGGGGAAGCGUAAUCUACACAGAUGAUUCUUACAUUUGUGCUGCUGCUAUUCAUGACGGUGUGAUAGAAGAAGGCAAUGCAGGAGGCAAAGUUAAUGUUUGGAAAUCCGACGGAAGAAGCAAUUACUAUGGAACAUCAAGAAAUGGAAUCACAUCAAAAAGUUAUGGAAGUUGGAGCAGUUCUUUUCAAUUCACAGAUUCCGAAAUUGUCCAACAAACCAUAUCAUGUACUACACAAGCAAAUAACUAUGAUGAAGAUCAUUUCACUGUUGUUUGUCCCAGUGGAUGUGAUUCACAUGUUUCCAGAUUAUGGGGAAGCGCAAUCUACACAGAUGAUUCUUACAUUUGUGCUGCUGCUAUUCAUGACGGUGUGAUAGAAGCUAAUGCUGGAGGCAAAGUUAAUGUCUGGAAAUCCGACGGAAGAAGCAAUUACCUCGGAACAUUAGGAAAUGGAAUUACUUCAAAAAGUUAUGGAAGUUGGAGCGGUUCUUUUCAAUUUCCAGAAACAAUAUCAUGUACCACACAAGCAAAUAACUAUGAUGAAAAACAUUUCAAUGUUGUUUGUCCCAGUGGAUGUGAUUCACAUGUUUCAAGAUUAUGGGGGAGCGUAAUCUACACAGAUGAUUCUUAUAUUUGUGCUGCUGCUAUUCACGACGGUGUAAUAGAAGCUAAUGAAGGAGGUAAGGUUAAUGUUUGGAAAUCCGACGGAAGAAGUAAUUACAUUGGAACAUCAAAAAAUGCAAUCACAUCGAAAAGUUAUGGAAGUUGGACCGGUUCUUUUCAAUUCACAGAUUCCGAAAAUGUCCAACAAACCAUAUCAUGUACCACACAAGCAAAUAACUAUGAUGAAAAUCAUUUCACUGUUGUUUGCCCCAGUGGAUGUGAUUCACAUGUUUCCAGAUUAUGGGGAAGCGCAACCUACACAGAUGAUUCUUACAUUUGUGCUGCUGCUAUUCAUGACGGUGUAAUAGAAGCUAAUUCUGGAGGCCAAGUUAAUGUCUGGAAAUCCGACGGAAGAAGCAAUUACUCUGGAACAUCAACAAAUGGUAUUACUUCAAAAAGUUACGGAAGUUGGAGCGGUUCUUUUCAGUUUACUGAACCCAAAGUUGUUCAGGUUUCAGAUACCGUCCAAUGCACCACACAAGCGAAUACUUAUAACAAAAAUCAUUUUACUGUCAUCUGCCCGGGUGGAUGUGAGUCAAACACUUUCAGAUUAUGGGGGAAUGAGAUUUACACAGAUGAUUCUUACAUCUGCGCAGCUGCUAUUCAUAAUGGUGUGAUUGAAGCUGAUGAAGGCGGUAAAGUUCAAGUUUGGAAAAUGGACGGAAGAAGCAGCUACCUAGGGACAACACGAAAUGGAGUAACUUCAAAAAGUUAUGGAGCUUGGAGCGGUUCUUUUAAAUUUAAUGAUUCAAAGUCUACAGAAAAUGAAACUCGGAAAACGAUAUCUUGUUUGGUACAAGCAAAUACCUACGAUGAAAAUCAUUUCACUGUGGUUUGCCCGAUUGGAUGUAAUUCAAAUACCGACAGAUUAUGGGGGAACGUAAUUUAUACUGACGACUCCUAUAUUUGUGCAUCUGCCAUUCAUGAUGGAAUUAUUGGAGCUGACACAGGAGGCGAAAUUGUUGUUUGGAAAUCUUCUGGUAGAAAUAGUUAUUCUGGUGCAACAAGAUUUGGCAUUAGGUCGAAAAGUUACGGAAAAUGGAGUGGAUCUUUUCAAUUCAGUAAACCUCAGAACAACGAAGAAAAUGUUGGUAAUAUUACUUGUGAAACCAAAGCAAGAUCGUUCUCAAUCCCAACUUUUACUGUGGUAUGUCCUUCUGAUUGCGCUACGAAAUCGUACAGUUUAUGGGGAACAGGAACCUAUACUGAUGAUUCCAGUAUAUGUGCCGCAGCAAUACACGAAGGCGUGUUAACAGCUGGUGAAGCUGGCCAUAGCCAAGUUUGGAAGAUAGAUGGAAUGUCAAGAUAUGUUGGUAGCACACAACAUGGAAUUACGUCUCAAAACUAUGGAGAAUGGUCAGGGUCAUUUAUGUUUGAAGACCCGGCUUUGGUACAGAUGAAAGAUAACAAACAAGAUACCAUUGUUGAAGACGAACCUUGAGAAGGCAAACGUGACUUCUGUCAUUACUGCUCAGUAUAAUUUUGAUUUUAUUUGUCAUUUGUAAAUAAAACACGCAAAGAAGGAAA
Molecule: messenger RNA, 3370 nt
Organism: Styela clava
Lineage: Eukaryota; Metazoa; Chordata; Ascidiacea; Stolidobranchia; Styelidae
Source: RefSeq, a predicted model, not a curated record